Diospyros lotus (date-plum) is the source of this 2181-nucleotide messenger RNA. Its product is annotated as UDP-glucosyltransferase 29-like. The record is from RefSeq and is a predicted model, not a curated record. The transcript has 2 exons. Gene Ontology annotation, molecular function: UDP-glycosyltransferase activity. Bases 735 to 2132 code for a protein of 465 amino acids. NCBI's taxonomy places the organism in Eukaryota, Viridiplantae, Streptophyta, Magnoliopsida, Ericales, Ebenaceae.
AUAUUGGACUUAUUAUCUGGGUACUUUCAACAAAUUUCUCCACUCAAAAUUUGGAACUUUUAUUUCACUAUACUUUGAAAUUUUCCUUAAUUAAAGAUACAUUCAUUCAUACAUACAUACAUAUAUAUAUAUAUAUCAUAUUGAAUUGCAAGAAUAAAAUUACAUGUUUGUUCUCUGGAGGAUUGGAUGUUAUUUAACUGGGAAACUUUCAGAUUCCAAGGAAUCAUAGAUUUUAUUCUGCUCUAUCCAUGAUUAUUUUUUCUUUCCCUAAUUUUAGGGUGAUUUUUCCUUGCAUUUGUGUCAAAGUUAGAUUAAUCAUACAUCAAAAUUAACUAAUCUAAUUGCUGUUCGACUUAAUCUAUCAAUGAUUUCUUUUUUCUCCAUGAGAUAUUGAUUAUCAUUCAAACCUUGUAUAAGGUAAUGUAAGUGUAUAGUAUAUACUGAACGAAGAUUGAAUUGCAGGCAGAUAUGAAACCCACAUAAUUUUCUUUCAACCCAAAGAUUUUAUUUGCUUGAUUUUCUCCCAAUCAAGCAAAAGAGAAAGUUGAAGGAAUGAUCGACAGAUGAUGAUUCAUUUCCAUUUAAUAACUUCGUUGAUCUUGUCAUGAUUGAAUAUCUCUGAUGAUUCUUUCCUUACCUUAGAUUCAUCAUAUCACAGUCACCUUUAUAUAAACAAGGAGCAGCAAUGGUGCAAAACCAAGAAAUUAACCAGAAAGAGCCUUUAUAGAGAGUUGAUGGAUCCCAUUAUCAAAGUUCUUAUGUUCCCAUGGCUGGCUCACGGCCAUCUCUCUCCCUUCUUAGAGCUAGCCAAGAAGCUCUCCACCAGAAACUUCAAGAUCUUCAUAUGUUCUAGCCCUGUCAACCUCAGCUCCAUCAAAAGAAGAAUCACUGAGAAGCAGUCAGACUCGAUAAAACUAGUUGAGCUCCAUGUUCCAUCCUUGCCUGACCUUCCUCCACAGCUUCACACCACCAAAGACCUUCCUCCUCAUCUCAUGGUCACCCUUAAACAGGCCUUCGACUUGGCCGAACCCAACUUCUCAGACAUUCUCAAAGCUCUGAAACCUGACAUUCUUGUCUAUGAUUUUCUUCAACCAUGGGCACCAGCCAUUGCUGCAUCGCAUGAUGUUCCUGCCGUUAACUUCAUUACAAGCAGCACCACCAUGACUGCCUUCGCCAACCAUCUCUACCGGUACCCCCUGGCUACCUUCCCUUUUCCAUCCAUCUCCAUUCGUGGUUACGACAGAGUAGACAUCUCCCAUCUGCUCAAUCCUUCUCGAGACCUCGACAAGGAUAAAACCCGGUGUUUUGAUUGCGUCAAGAGGUCUUCUGACAUUGUCUUGAUCAAGAGUUUCAGAGAGGUUGAAGGAAAGUACAUAGACUACCUCUCUGGCUUGGUUGGGAAGAAGGUUGUUCCUGUUCCUCUUGUCCAAGACUGCAUCAUUAAUGAAGAUGAUGAGGGGAUCUUUGAGUGGUUGAACAAGAAGGGGAAGGGCUCAACAGUGUGUGUUUCAUUUGGGACUGAGUAUUUCUUGACAGAGGAAGAGAUGGAGGAGAUAGCUCAUGGCCUAGAGCUUAGUGGUGUGAACUUCAUAUGGGUUUUGAGGUUUCCCACAGGAGCAAAUACUAGGGCUGAAGAGGCACUGCCAGAAGGGUUUCUUGAGAGAGUUGGCGAGAGGGGCAUGGUGGUGGAAGGGUGGUUCCCACAGGUGAGCAUUUUGCAGCAUCCAAGCAUUGGUGGAUUUGUGAGCCACUGUGGAUGGAGCUCAGUGAUGGAGAGCAUGAAGAUCGGUGUUCCAAUCAUAGCCGUGCCAAUGCACCUUGACCAGCCGGUCAAUGCUCGUCUGGUGGCCGAAACCGGCUCUGGCGUGGAGGUUGAGAGAGGAGCAGAUGGGAAGCUUGAGAGGCAGAGAGUGGCAGAGGUGAUCAAACAUGUUGUGUUUGAUGAUGCAGGGGAGGAUGUGAGGAAGAAGGCAAGAGAAUUGGGGGAAACCUUGACCAUGAAAGGAGAGGAAGAUAUAGAUGCGGUGGUGGAAGAACUGGUGAAGCUUUGCAUGAACAGAAAGAAUCAAGAUCAUGAUAGAGAAGAUCCCAACAUGUCAACCAAUCAGCAAAGUUUCGACCCCAACAAGUAACACUGGGGCGGAUCUAGGAACAGAUUUGAGGAAGACUGGCCCUCAAAUC